Molecule: messenger RNA, 9021 nt
Organism: Thyridium curvatum
Lineage: Eukaryota; Fungi; Ascomycota; Sordariomycetes; Thyridiales; Thyridiaceae
Exons: 9
Coding region: 1-9021 (3006 amino acids)
Source: RefSeq, a predicted model, not a curated record
AUGGUGCUGACACGGAAGCUCGCGUCUCUCCUUUCCCUCUUCCCUUACGCCCAGGCGGCGUGCUUAGCUGGGGCUUGUCUUUCCGAUCUUACCAUUACAAAGAACGUACCACUGGCAGUUCGAUCUUCUGACUGUGCAGUUUUCCUUACCUCAACUUACGUUGCCCUCGCUGUUACAGUAAUCUCUGGAACGGUACCCGCAUACAUUAGCGCCUGUGAUGCACCCUCAUACUCGUCAGCCUGCAACUGCAACUUCAACAUUGUACCCUCUCUCGCAGUCAUAUUGAGUCUACCAACGAGCGCUGCCGUGGUGGUCACGACGACCACCUUGAAGCCCACAACCACGACGUCCUUGACGCCAGGCUCAACCUUGUCUUCAGUCCCGUCAACGACAUCCUCGGUGCGUCUCUCAACAACCACAUCAAGCACCACGUCCAGCACCACGUCCAGCACUGUGACAACGAGCUCUAGCACGAGCCUAAACACAACCUCGAGCCGCAGCAGCUCGUCCACCACCUCGUCCACCACCUCGUCCACCACCUCGUCCACCAUCCCAUCAUCCAGCUCGACAUCAAGCUCAUCAUCUAACUCGGUUUCGUUCUUGUCUGUGUCACCCAGCAGCUCACUUGGCGUGACCAACAGCACAUCUACGUUCGGACAAGUCAAUGGCCCCAAUGCAACCACAGGCUUCACCACAAGUUCCAGCAAGAGUACUAGUACACAGUUCAGCUCUGUACCGAGUGCAACGCUCAGCGUCGCCCCAAGCGUUUCUCUGGGAGUAACAGUCGGUGUCAACGCUAGUCUUGAGUGGCUCUCCUUCGGCUGUUACAUCCCUAGUGCCUUCCCUUUCAGCCUCCAGCACGAGUUCACAGACGGUAAAUCCGACGGCUGGGUCCUCAACGUCACGCCUUACUUCCACAAUUCUCUCGUCUACGGGAACUUUGAAUUCGCCAAACUCUGGGAGCAGCUCGCAGCUAUUAAACACAAGUGUUUCUCUCUCCCACUCAAUUCUCAACCAGACGAGCUCGUCAUCUCUAAUCCAAAGCCCAACAUUCACAAGUUCGUCAAGCAGUCAAUUCUCAUCGCCAACAACCAGCGCGACCUCACAGGUUUCCAGUACCUCCCUGGUAACGCUCAGCACUUCUUUUACCGUGCCAACAUUGACCCCAUCGUUGAGCACGGUGCAACAAUCGUCGAAUGUCAACCCUCCGAGUUCCCUCUCCCCGAGCAGCCAGAUAUCGGUCUCUGGGACCGUCGCGUCACUCUCGAACACAAGCCCGACAUCGAUCUCCUCGAGCCAGUCUUUGACUUCGACAAUCUUCACGACGGAGCCAGUAAUCACGUCGAGCAACUCUGUAAUAAGCCUCACGUCCGUUACGACGUCGGUAUCAUCGCAGAUCACUCCAGUGCCAACCACCUCAGUGUCAAAUGCAAAUCAAUCUGUCUCCUCAGACUCAUCUUUAGGAGUAUCGUCACCAACCCUCACCGGCCCCCUCUCGACCUCGCUCCCUAUUUCCACAAGCGAGUCACUAACCUGGAACCCUCAAACACCGUUAUUCAGAGCGUUCUGUCCUCAGAAAAUCUAUUCAGCUCAACGCCUACCUUGUCGAGUGUCUCUUUCACCAGCUUCACAAAUCUGACAACGCUAUCAACUCAAACCAGCACGUCAUUAUCCACAGAGCCUGUGGUAUCCGGCUCCAAUGUUCAAGGCCCAGGAUCUACUGAAUCUCUGACUUCGAUAUCGGGAACUGAGCUGGUAACGCCUACCCCAACUAUAGUCACAAGCAACACGGAACUCAACUCGAGCUUGUUGGUGAGUCUGCCAUCGAGUCAGCCAAGCACAGUCCUUCAGACUGGCCAACAAAGCUCUCUUAUCACGUCAUUACCCUCAUCGGGCGUCCCGAUAUCAAGCUCUGCGAUCCAAGGCCCCGGGUCCACCGAUGUUCUGCCAUCAGGUUUGGUGACGAGUGAGCAGCUUAUCGAGCCUCGUCACAACGGGGACCGAGUUCAGUACGCAAAAUGGAACUACCCAAACAACGCAAGUGACAAGCUCACAAGCAUCCUCGAUCGAAAUCUCGACGUCGAAUGCCCAAGGCCCAGGGUCGCUCGAGACCUCGCCCUCAGUAUCUGUGACACAAAUCUCCGAGACAAGCUCGCUUCCACUCACAACGAUUCUGCCGACCGAGAGCACAGGAUUGAGUCAAACGAUUUCCUUUACAAGCUUGAACGAAGUCAGUUCAAUUACUACAUCCCUGGUCAAUCAGCCGUCCAGCGUUGGCCCCACUACGGAAGAUACCCAGAGAACAGAGACGAGUUUCACGAUCAGUUUUUCAUCAUCUCUCAGCGAAACGCUACCGCUGAAUACGAAUGGGCCGCUGUCUACCGAAGUACACCCCUAGUCGAUACUAGUAAUACAGAGAGCUCGAACCCUGCGCCUUUGAGCACAUCACCAGUGCAACCCCCAACAACAUCAAAUAUUGUUUCGACCACAAGCGAUGUCAAUGAGCCAGUCAGUUCAGAAUCUGUGAUACCACCAGAUUCUGAGAGCGUGUCGCUGCCACUGCAAUCCAGCCCUGGAAUCUCCAGCAUAUUUUCCCAGAAUCAGACAGAGCUGGCAUCUGCAGCUACCAGCAGCCAGGUUGUUUUUACAUCCAGCAUAUCGAGCGUCAAUACGCCUACAGAGCCUACAGAACCUUCGGGUUCGGAGACAUCCAGCAGCGAGAGUCCUCUAUCAGAGUCUCAGUCUGUAAUAUCUACAAGUCAAGUAAACGGGCCAGCGGUGACAGAAACCUCGGCUCAGCCGAUUACCUCCAGCGAAAGUUCACUUCAGUCAUCCGAGACGAGCACGGAAAUGUCUACACCUGGGAACACAGUCACAGCCAGCCAAAGUUCAAGCUCUUCAGAGCAAUCGUCCUCAACUGAAGAAAAUGGAACACUGGUGACACAGUCGCCGGUUCAGACCGACUCGAUAUCUCAGGGCCCAGUGGUCACUAGUGAAGAGUCAACUGGCCAACCAAGCCUGGGCCCAACCGACACAGCCCAAAUAGGAACGACUAGUUCCACGACACUUGUUAGCACUGAGUCGGGCACAAUUCCAGCGUCUAGUAAUGAGAAUGGCCCCGCGUCUACGGAAUCACAUCCAGUAUCAGACACCAGCCAGUCUCAGGCCAGUCAAGGCUCUUCUAGCGUUGAUGUCAGCAGUGUCUCCCUCACGCCGACGACUUUCAUCACCUCAUUUACGUCAUCACCUCUGAGUAAUGGGUCUGAACCCUCGUCUAGCGAGAGUGCCAUAGCUUCGGUGAGCGAGACUAGUGACCUGCCGGAGUCAUCUAUGCCAACCAAUGCUCCUCUGUCCAGCGAUACAGUCGUACCAUCUGUCAGCGAGACAGCGACACCAACCUCAUCCCUGGUAUCAGAAACAGAGGAUGUGUCAAGCUCCAACGUGAAUGGGACUCUGUCAACAGAAUCUCUAUCUUCGUCAGCCACCGAGAGUCAGUCAAAGAUCAGCCAGCAGUCACCACCCACUGCUUCGGAUUCCACUUCAUCUGAUAUUAGUACAGCGUCGGUUGGUGCCUCGAGUGUGAUCAAUGGCCUGCCAUCAGGCGAGACCGAGACACAGUCGACGUCCCAGAGCCCUGUAUCGACCGAAGAACAAUCGGAUUCAGGGACACUCAGCUCUGAGGCUUCAAACAGCCAGGUGACAAGCAGUCCAGACAACAGCUCGCUCGGGGGUGCUUCUUCAGAGACCGGUGUCAUUUCGACAGGUUCACCAUCAUCGACCCAGGAGGAAACAAAUGGUCCCGCAUCUAUCGGGUCAAAUUCGACGGCCGUGACCGAACCAACGACGGAGCUGCAGUCGCAGUCGGAGCUAGCUCAAACAUCAACAGGCAAUGUGAACGGGCCAACAGUAUCCGAAAGCCAGCUUUCGAGCGAGUCGUUCACGGCACAGCCGCAGUCCUCACUCGUAAGCGAGGUAUCCAGUGAAACGAUGACCAGCAGUGAAACCCCGGGCCUGGAGCCUACAGAGAGUCAACCGUCGGCGCCGCAAGGGACAACUGCGUUUCCAUCGUCCGAAGAGGUAUCGUCGUCGGGCAACUUGAACGGCCUUCCCUCCACGGACACAGGAGUUGUGAGUGCUCCAGGGGAGACCACAAGCACGCCCACAAUUUCACAGACCGAGGAGCCCUCGACGCAGAGCCAGCCACUUGAGUCUAGCGCCACGGAUUCCGUCGGCAAUCCUGCAGGGAGCACAGAAACACCCACCACAGCUAUAUCAUCAUCAUCUAGCCUGGCGGGUACUCCAAGUGAUGUGAACGGAGUCCCUUCUCACCUAACUACCCAACUGGUUGAGACUAGUGCCACAGAUUCUGCUGUCAACUCUCCAGACAGCACGGAAAUAACGAUCACAUCUGCAUCCUUAGUUUCCAGUCUGGUGGGUAUUUCAAGUGAUGCGAAUAGCCUCCCUUCUGACCUCACGACCCAAUCAGUCGAGCCUAGUAUCACAGAUUCUGCUGGCAGUGCUACAGAUAGUACGGUGAUACCCACCACUGUUGCAUCCUUCUCUUCCAGUUUGGCGGGUACCCCGAGCGAUUUGAAUGGUCCUCCUUCUGAUAUCACGACCCAGUCGGUUGGAUCUGGCAUCACAGAUUCUACUGGAAGUUCUACGGGGAGCGAAGAGAUAUCCCCCACAGCUAUAUCGUCAUCGUCCAACUUAGCGACUACUCCGAGUGAUGUGAACGGUCCCCCUUCUAACGUAACUACGGAGAUCGGGGUCACGAGUAGCACUGCAGAGUCAAGCUCGCAAGAUGCGACAACUAGUACUGAGCUUGGGGAGACAUCGGAAGUUUCCACUGCACCCGAACAGACACCAACCACCGAUGUACUCAGCAGCGGGUUCAGUGAAAGCACCUCGGCGGUUACGAUCACUAGCGAGCUAUCCUCAAGCACCCAAACAUCGGUUGUAAAUGGCCCAGGGUCCAUUGAGUUCAGUACAGACACUGCGGAAUCAACACAGUUGUGGUUCACCCAAGGCCCACUAUCAAGCGAAACAGUUUCGGCCACAGACUCAGCUCAAGUCGCUUCAGGCCUAGGAAUUACAGUAUCGGAGAGCCUCGGAUUCAGCUCAGUGCUGGUAACUAGCAGCACCUUUUUGACUGUGACUAUCUCCCAGAGUACAGAGAGCUCAGCAAGCACAGAGGCUUCUAAUGUUAAUGGACUGCCGACGAUCGAGUCUGCGACAGACACUGGGACGACCUCCACGAGAACGGAUGAAGGCAUCACAACCCAGCUCCAGACUACGAAUUCCGAGAACAAUAUUCUGUCGUCAACAGAAGACCUCUCAUCCUCUGACUGGAGCCCGACUUUGUCUACGCUUGAGACUACCACCAUCCAGAUAUCAACUACAGAAGUACGAUCCUCUACUCUGGAUGGUUUGCCAUCUGUCGAGUCUGGGGCGGAGAGUGAGACAACCACAAGCAGCUUUACACAGAGCAGCACGUCUACCGAAGUUCAGGCCUCAGAGACUCUCUCUUCUCUUACUGUCACUACCUUCAUUACUGUAACAAGCCAGUCACAGGCUCCCGAAGUUUCUGAGAGUGACUCAACAAGCGUGUCUAACCUGAAUGGUUUGCCGUCAAUCGAAGCCACCACAGAGAUCGACACGGCGAGCGAGGCCACAACGACAGAUAACCGUAGCCCGGCCGUGGUGAUGACGUCUGAUUUGGGGUCGGUCACGGCCAUAGAGACAACGGAGCAUCAAACCACCGACUCGAUUUUGUCAAGUGAAGGGCAAGCAACUGAAAGUGAUGAAACCGGAACAGUGACAGCGUCACAAGUCAAUGGCUUGCCCUCCAUCGAGUCGGUCUCUCAAACUAGUGUCAUCAACACCACGUCGGAAACUUUCCCAGGGCAGCCGUUAUCGACGUCCGAAACUGGGGGCCCACUAGUUACUCAGCCAACCCAGUCUACCUCUACACAACCUUCAGAAAGUAGUCUCACUGGGUCCAAUGUAAAUGGGCUUCCUUCUUUCGAGUCGCCUUCUAGCACCGAAUCUCCAAGCAGCAUUCCGGUAACGAGCCCAGAGUCAGAGCAGGCAACGAUUUUGUCAACUCAAACAAGCGCUGUUUUCUCUCAGACCAGUAGCUCAGGCAUUGCCAAUGGACCUGUUUCUACGGAUUCGGCUCUCAGCACAACGGACUCCUUGCCGACAAUAAUGCCCCAAGAAACGUCAGAAAGCAACGGCGCCAAUGGUCCGGUGAAUACUGAAUCUCAGAGCGACUCUAGUGAUCUAACCUUGAUGAGUUCCGCGCCGAGUACGGUCAUAAGCCAGACAAAUGCAAAUGGGCCUGAAAUUACCGAGACUGGAGCUUCAUCAACGACGAGUGAAGCAGCUUCAGACCUUCUCAACCCGGGGCCGCAAUCAAGCUCCACUGAUAACAUAGGGAGUCAAUCGCAGGGGAACGGACCACCACUCUCCCUACAGACCGAGUCGGCAUCGUUGCCUAUCUCAUCCGGCGAGAUGUCAGUUACCAUUACGUCACUCGAAAGCCCGACGCCGGAGACAAUCACACUUAGUACGGAUCCGAGCCCGUCUGACGUGAACGGCCCCCCCAUCUCAGUAGAGACAGGCCCGAUUUCGACAUCUGAGGACUCAACGGUCGAAGCAACAUUCCUGAACAGUUCCGGUCAGGAAACCUCAACUGAACCCGUCUCUACGACAGCAGUACCGAGCCAGUCAAAUCUCAACGGAGUUCCUUUAUCUGUUGAGGACUCAUCAUCAACGAGCUCUAUGACUCCGGCACCUACGUUUGGGUCUACGGCUUCAGUAUCAGUUGUGGCAAGCUCAGACGAAAAUGGUCCAGUGUCAAUUGAAACCGAAAGACCCUCGCAAGUCAGCGGAGGACCUCCAUCGGUUGAGGCCACAAGUCAGAUCUUUGUCUCGACAGAAACGUCGAUCUCUCAGGUCUCAGCUGUAACGCCAAGUUCUUCUGAUUCUUCUCAGAACAUCAAUGGACCCAAUCAACAGCAGUCAACAGAGUCAGAGGAGUCGGGUAAUUUAGCCAACAGUGGCUCUGCGACGGAAACAGAGACCAGCUUCAGUACACUCCCUUCACCUCAGACAUCGCUCCUCAGCACGGAUUCGGGGGGAACCACCCAGUCAAAUGCCAAUGCUCCGAACCAAGCCCAGCCCACGGACCAGGAAAUCUCAGGAAGCACCGUUGAGACUGGGGUCAGUGGUUCAACACAGUCCAUUGCCAACGGACCUAAUCAACCGCUUUUGACAACCGAUGAGGGCGAUUCAAGCACUUUGGCUAACGCUGGUGCCGGUAGUUCUACGCAGUCAAAUAUUAAUGGGCCUAACUCUGUUUUCCUAACAACCACAGAGGAUCUUAGUAGUAGCAUCACUUCAUCAUCAUCCAUUAAUAACGGGCCGGCAGAGACUGAGAGCUCUCUGAGUAGCACCGGCGAGGAUGCAAACGCCUCUACGAGACCUGUGAACGGUCCUAACCAGCCACAGUCCACGGAUAUCGGCCAGUCCGGCACUUUGGCCAAUUCCGGUGGCGGCAUCUCUACAGAGUCAAAUGCCAAUGGACUUAACUCUGCACAGCCAACAAUAGAGAGCCCCACCUUGUCGCCGUCAAAUGAGAAUGGGCCGGCCGAGACUGAAAGUGCUUCGAGUAGCAAUGACGAUGGUGCGAACGCUUCCGCAGGACAGAAUGUGAACGGCCCGAACCAGCCGCAGUCCACCAACGCCGGCGAGUCGGAUGCUCUGGCCAAUUCCGGCACCGGUGCGUCCACACGACCAGGUGUCAAUGGGCCUAAUCAGUCACAGGCGACGGAUGCAGGCCAGUCCGGCACCUUGGCAGAGGCGGGUGCUGGCGCGCCCACGGGAUCAAACGUUCAAGGCCCAAACCAGACUCAGAGUGUUGGAUCCAGCAGUACGAUCACCGUCGAGCCAUCAAGGACCAUCAAUUCUGGUGCUGAUGCAUCAAGGUCAAAUGCAAAUGGCCUCAAUUCUCCAGAAGCAACACCAGCAGCAGCAAGAACCGGCAGCAGCACAACAUUGCUGCCGGCCAACGCUAACGGGCCGAAUUCGCCAGAGUCGUCGGAGUCAGAGGAACCAAUGAGCAUUUUGGUGGCAAGUGACGGCGGACCUGCGGGUUCAAACAUCAAUGGUCCAAACCAGCCUCAGCCCACCGAACCUGGGGAAACUGGCGGGAACAUCCCGGCAAGCACCACAGCGGGCGAUGAGGCGUCAGCACGGCCUGGAGUGAACGGACCGAACUCGUUGCAAACCGCCGGCCCCAUGACCUUUGCUAGCAAUGAAUUGCCCACUGCCACGGCCGAAGCUUCAACAGGACCAAAUAUAAACGGACCAGGUUCUGGACAAUCAGUCGCUCCAGACUACCAAGGAGCGACUGCCAGUCGAGCCAAUAGCGAGCCUUCGCCGGACUCGUCUGGGAUGAGUGGCCCUGAGCCAACGGUUACUACAACUGGUGGACGCGUAAAUGGGCCUAAUCGUUCCGGUGGUGAGGCGUCCAUCGGGGUCUCAAUGGGCUCGGACGGGGAACUGACGCCGGUCUCAAUUCCUCCGAGUGAUACAGUCGAGCCCCCUCCCGUGUUGCCACCAAGCAACUUUCCACAAGCCUCUCCGGGCGGAAACAACGAUGGCCCUGCCUCGACCGAAGAUGAAAACCAGAGCCCUGGGACAGGUGGGUCGGAAACUUCGACCUCGGGAGGACAAGGGACUGAAGGGGCAUCACCUGGUACUUUGCAAGGGGCAACAUCCACCAGCACCGGCGCCUCGUCAGAAGGUGCAGAGGAGCCGGACGGUGCCACCGGCACAGGAUCACCGGGCUCGACAUUUUCAACCGUCACGACAGGCAGGCCGUCCUACUCGACGGUCCAGGAAGCUUCCGGCAGUAGACUUCAACCGUGGAUCGGUUUUCGAGUGUUGGGGAGGCUUUUCGAAAGCCUGACGUGUCAGCGGGCACGUGGCUAUGGACGCAUUUUCCUCUGGUAA